This is a messenger RNA of Morchella importuna, 3216 nucleotides long. RefSeq lists its product as uncharacterized. Gene Ontology annotation, biological process: vesicle-mediated transport; autophagy; endosomal vesicle fusion. Gene Ontology annotation, cellular component: cytoplasm; fungal-type vacuole membrane. NCBI's taxonomy places the organism in Eukaryota, Fungi, Ascomycota, Pezizomycetes, Pezizales, Morchellaceae. The record is from RefSeq and is a predicted model, not a curated record. Bases 1 to 3216 code for a protein of 1071 amino acids. The transcript has 5 exons.
AUGCUCAACGCCUUUAAUGCUCGCUCAAUCUUGGAGCUCGGCCCGAGAGAGCGCUUCAGAAUUGAGUCUUUGUUGGCAUAUGGCGACAAGCUCUUAUUAGGUCUUUCCAAUGGCACCUUAAGGGUGUGCCAAGUACUAAAUCCAGACACUCCCGAGAUAUCACUAUCACUUCUACGUACAAUAGACAAGUUCUCGCGAAGGUCGAUCGAGCUUCUGGCUUGUAUAAAGGAGGUUAAGAUUCUCGUCACACUCAGUGACAAUUACGUUCAUAUUCACGACCUUGACGAGUUCACCCUCAAGGAAACAUUAUCUAAGACGAAAGGAGCCACUACGUUUGCUGUGACCAGUAAUAUUGAAAAAGAUGAGACAACACAAAUUCCUAGUAUCGUUAGUCGAUUAGCCAUCGGAAUCAAGAAAAGACUAUUACUGUACUCGUGGCACGAUGAGGAGUUUCAGGAAGGCAAGGAAGUCAUUUUGAGUGGGGCUAUUAGGUCUUUGACUUGGGCUAGUGGACAAAAGGUUGUGGCGGGGUUAUCAGGUGGAUUUGUGACAGUCAAUGUACAGACUGGUGCUAUUGAAGAUAUAGUCCCACCAGAGAGUAAAGGCAAUGGUGCCGCUGUAGUAGGCGGUGGAGAGCAAGUGGGCUGGUCGGCAUACAUGGGGAUGGGAGGAUGGGGUUCGAAACCAUUGAGUACACAUUUAGGAGGAGAUGAGCUUUUGUUAGUGAAAGAUACCACAAGCCUGUUCAUCGAUAAGGAAGGCAACGUUAUACCCGAUAGACCACCAAUCCCAUGGCCAGUAUCUCCAGAUUCAAUUGUAUUUUCAUACCCAUAUUUAGUAUCUCUUAACACAUCCAAACAACACCUGGAAGUCCGUAAUCCGUCAACACAGACUUUACUACAAACAAUACAUCUUCCUAAUGUAUCAACUCUUAACGUCCCCCCACCAAACGUGUCCCUUGUCCACGCGGGAAAGCUCUUUUACGUCGCAUCCCCAACGCAGGUAUGGCGCAUGAGCACAGCGGAUUACGAGACACAGAUCAAGGAGCUCGUGGAUGGUGAGCAUCUAGAUGAAGCUAUCAGUCUACUAGAAAUCCUUGAAAAUGUUUUGUUGAAAGAUCGCAAAGAGGAAAAGUUACGAGAGGUACAAAUGCUGAAGGCAGAGAGAUUGUUUGACAAAAAGAAAUAUCGAGAGAGUAUGGAUCUUUUCAUUAAAGUUUCAGCACCACCAGAAAGGGCGAUACGACUGUUUCCUAGGGUUAUUGCAGGUGAUUUGUCGAUUGUUGAGACCAAUAGGAACGAAGAAGAUACAACGGAGUCUGCAGAUUCGGGGGAUGAUGACCCCUCUGAAACUGCUGAGGAUGGUGGCCUAGGUGAAGCAACAGAAGCAACAGAAGCAACGAAAUCCCCUGAGGUAGUUGAGCAAGGCGAUGAGACCCUUACGACUAUACAAGAAGCGCCAGAAGCCAAUAAAACGCCGGCGGAAAGUGGGAACCUUGGCAGGAAGAAAGAGGCGGAGGUGGAGGCCGGGAAAGCCCAGCCCCCUUCUUACCUUGCCGAGCUGAAGAAAACAAAUCUGUCACACAUGAAGAAGAACUCUGAGACUUCUUCCAUAUUUUCAUUUGGUGUACGACGUAACGCGGCGGCGGUUGUACCGGACGAUCACAGCGAUACAGCGAGUAUCACUGUAAAGCACACUCAAACUGUCCCUGAAGCACCGCCAAUACUACAAGGUGACGAGCUAAAGACAGCUGCCAACGAGUUGGCUGCGUUUUUAGCAGACACACGGCGCGAGAUAUCGAAAUAUUUCAAUGCUGAUGGAAAGCCGCUUGAUACAUUCACAAAUACCGGUAGCCCCGCCUCUCCAGUUUCAAUCUCAAAGAAUGACCUCUUUGAUGCUAGCUUUGCGAACCAUACGGAAAAUGUUGAAAUGUUAAAGGAGGAUGCCACUACACGGCUAGACAGCCUCAUGCAGGCAGCUAGGCUUGUAGAUACGACUCUGUUCAGGAUUUAUAUUAUCACGAAUCCCCGCUUAGUCGGUCCAUUCGUUCGAGUCCAGAAACACGGCGAUCCGGCGGUCGUUAGUGAAAAACUCCAGGACCUGGGAAUGUUUACAGAGUUAGUCGACUUUUUGUGUCAGAAGGAGCUUCAUAAAGAAGCAUUAGAGCUAUUGAGACAGUUCGGGCAGGAGGAGCGUGUAGAUUCCCGCGCCAUGAACCUACAGGGCCCACAAAGGACGAUUGGGUACUUGCAGAACCUAAAGGCCGCUCAUAUUGACCUGAUCCUUGAAUAUGCCAGAUGGCCGCUAAUGAUAGACCCAAAGUUAGGGAUGGAAGUCUUCACUACCGACUCCCAGAACGCAGAAUCGUUACCGAGAGGGAAAGUUCUCGAGUAUCUACAGGAGAUUGAUAGAAUGCUUGCCGUGCAGUAUUUGGAGUAUAUCAUCAACGAGCUCGGCGACCCAACUCAUGAGUUCCACACUCGGAUGGUCUGGCUAUAUUUACAAACUCUAACCGAGGAUGACUUUGAUGGACGAGAAAAAGAACGCUUGAAAUGGAGAGAGAAGUUGUUGGACUUUCUGGUUAGCUCAAAGCAAUACCGGAAUGAGAAAGUUCUUGGAUGGUUACCGAGGGAUGAUCCGGAGUUUUAUGAGGCAAGGGCAGUGGUAUUGAGUAAUAUGGGACAACAUAAGACAGCCUUAGAGAUUUAUGUGUUCAAGCUGAAGGAUCAUGAGAAGGCCGAAGAAUACUGUGCUAAAAUCCACCACGCUUCGCCUCCUGAAGAUCCCGCCGAGACCUCAAAGCCUACGACAGUCUACCAUACUCUCCUCUCUCUUUAUUUACGUCCCCCACCGGGGUAUAUGCAGCAGCUCGGUCCAGCACUUUCAAUUCUGUCUCGGCACGGUGCAAGGCUAGAAGCUUCAGACGCGUUAAAGCUUAUACCUGAAGACAUCAAAAUCUCGAAUCUGGAAACCUAUUUCAAGAGCCGGAUCAGACAUACGAAUUCCCGUAUGGUAGAAAACCGCAUGGCAGCCCAACUAAGGGCAAGUUUUAGGGUAGAUGUCCAAGAAAGAUUGUUAGAAAGCCGGAAUAAGCAUGUCAUUGUCGGCGAGGAAAGGGUGUGCCCGGUUUGUCACAAAAAGUUGGGGACUAGUGUUAUUUUGAGAACUGCAAGUGGAAUGGUAGUACAUUAUGGCUGUGCUCAGAAGGAAAUGUAA